AGCAAAGGGCUUGUUACAAGUGAGAAAUGAUUGGAAACGAAUUCAAAAUUAGAUGAAGUGAAUCAAGCCAAAAUGAGAAAACUCCUUGAGUGAGUCUUGAGCCGCUGAAUAACGUGUAAAUACCAUUAAAUCUCCGAUUCGAUUUCCGAUGAAUUCCGAGGGGCAAAUGUCACCUUGAAGUCAGAAUCGGAAGUGUUAUUCCGAGGAGAAAUCAGCAAUAUAAACAAUUAAAGAGUGAGUAGAGAAUAUAUAGGGUUGCUCUUGGCUCGGGGUUACCAGUGCGCUUUGAACCAGUGGGAAAGGUAGUGAGAUAUUAUUGCCAGUGAUAAGCAAAACCCCAAGAAAAUCGGAACAAGAAGAAAAAUAAAAUGGCCAACUCCCCGUACGCUGUUAAAUCUUCUAGAACGGUGAUUAUUGGAGUAGAUGACAGCUGUUUUUCUGAGUACGCAUUUAAUUUUUAUCUGGAUCAUGUGAGAAAGGAAGGUGAUAACAUUGUAUUGGUCCAUGUCCCAGAAUUCCAUGGGGUGAUCCAGGCACCUGCAGUUUUGACUGACCCAGGAGUUGUUAAUGAGCUGCUGAAAGAGGAGGAAAUUCGAACCAGAGACCUGGUUCACAAGUAUUCGGAAAAGAUGAAGCAAUUUGGUCUUGGCGGGAAAAUGAAGCAGAUGACCGGGAAAGUUGGUGAAUCAAUCAUUGAAGUAUCAAAAACGGAAAAAGCCGACUUAAUCAUUGUGGGGACUAGAGGUAUGAGCAAAGUCCGACGAACCUUUCUGGGAAGUGUCAGCGAUUACUGCGUCCACCAUGCGCAUGUGCCAGUUCUCGUCUGCAGGCACAAAGAGUUCGACGCUCAACACGACCGCGUGCACCAUCAUCACCACCAUCGGUGACGUCACCACCGAAGUGUCAUUUCAAAUCUACAUGGAACUGUUUCUUCUACAGCGAUACUUUGUUGAAAUAGUCAUUCAUCGUUUCAUGAUAUGAAUAUCAUGAUCAUAAGUUAUUAUAGAUUUUUAAAAAGCUAUUGGUUGCUAUGUGUCUUGGUUGCCAUUUUAACAGAUGGAAAAAUUUUAAAAAUGCGAUUUUCAGAUACUUUGAAUCUUUAUUGACCAGUAUAAGGAAAAACUAGGACCACCAAUUUGACUAUUCUUAAAAAAACCAUCACACAUUGUCGCCACUUAUGCUAUAAAGAAAUUAUUUAGAAUGUAACAUUGAUGGUUGCCAUAGUAAUACAGUGGAGUGGCACAAAAUUUGUGGGCAAGUCUUGAUUAUUACUGCAAACUUAAGGAAAGACAUGGAAAGUCAAGACUGCCUAUUUUCCUUAUUAUUUGGUUACAUUUAACUUACAUUUACAUAAUUUUCUGAAUAUGUAAUGAAAAUAAAUGAAUAAAAUUACAGCUAUUUAAAAAUUACAGCUACUCAAAAUUUGUUUCAAUGGUAACACAUUUAAUUAUCGUCUUCCCAAAUAGUUUUUAUAAUCCGAAUAAGACAUCGAGUCUUCAACUUUCGAAAAUGCAAUUUUUCAAUCUUCGGAGAAUGUUGCCAUGAUAACCAUGACACCUAGCAACCCAAUUUUACCUGAUAAGUUAAGACUAUCAAAGACUUAUGAUAGAUACUUCUGAGACAUUCUGGGACUUUGUGUACCAGGGCUUCUA
Messenger RNA from Saccostrea echinata, 1652 nucleotides. Its product is annotated as universal stress protein Sll1388-like. NCBI's taxonomy places the organism in Eukaryota, Metazoa, Mollusca, Bivalvia, Ostreida, Ostreidae. The transcript has 4 exons. The record is from RefSeq and is a predicted model, not a curated record. The coding region runs from base 369 to 887 and encodes 172 amino acids.